Messenger RNA from Encephalitozoon romaleae SJ-2008, 1275 nucleotides. Its product is annotated as 26S proteasome regulatory subunit 4. Gene Ontology annotation, cellular component: proteasome regulatory particle, base subcomplex. The record is from RefSeq and is a predicted model, not a curated record. The transcript has a single exon. The coding region runs from base 1 to 1275 and encodes 424 amino acids. NCBI's taxonomy places the organism in Eukaryota, Fungi, Microsporidia, Unikaryonidae. Gene Ontology annotation, biological process: proteasome-mediated ubiquitin-dependent protein catabolic process. Gene Ontology annotation, molecular function: ATP hydrolysis activity; ATP binding; proteasome-activating activity.
AUGAGCGGGGACAAGCCAGAGGAGGAUAAUCUUCAGGACACAACCACAAUAAACCUGAAGAGACGCAAGAGAGUCAAGGAGAGCAAAACGGCUUCGAAGCCACCUCAAGUAUAUCCGCAAAUGAAGUGUAAGCUAAGGUGUUUGAAACUGGGAAAGCUGGCCCAUCUGCUAUCUUUGGAAGACAACAUACUAAGCUUGUGUGAGCCAGACAAGUCUUCUGAGGGGUCGAACAGUCAGAAACAUGUUGUUGAGCAACUUCGUGGAAGUCCUCUUUCUGUUGGAACACUUGAAGAAUUUAUUGAUGACCAUCAUGGAAUAAUUACUACCGGUGUUGGUCUGGAAUACUAUGUUAACAUCAUGUCUUUUGUUGAUAAGGACUUACUUGAGCCUGGAUGUACUGUUCUCCUAAAUUACAAAGAUAAUAGUGUUGUGGGUGUUCUGGAGGGAGAGAUGGAUCCAAUGGUUAAUGUAAUGAAACUAGAAAAAGCACCUUCCGAGACAUAUGCAGACAUCGGGGGACUUGAGGACCAGAUACAGGAAAUCAAAGAAAGCGUCGAGCUUCCACUGACUAAUCCAGAACUUUACCAAGAAAUGGGAAUAAAGCCUCCAAAAGGUGUAAUUCUGUAUGGGCUUCCAGGAACUGGAAAGACUCUUCUAGCCAAGGCUGUUGCAAAUCAAACUUCCGCAACUUUUCUUAGGGUUGUUGGGACAGAGUUGAUCCAAGAAUAUCUUGGAGAGGGGCCUAAGCUUGUAAGAGAACUCUUCAGGGUUGCAGAUAUGCAUGCGCCAUCAAUAAUUUUUAUUGAUGAGAUAGAUGCAAUUGGAGGAAGAAGAUACAAUACGUCUUCUGGAGGAAGAAGGGAAGUCCAAAGAACAAUGCUGGAACUACUCAACCAACUAGAUGGGUUUGAUACCAGAAAUGACAUCAAGGUAAUAAUGGCUACGAAUAAGAUAGAGGCUCUUGACCCAGCUUUGAUUAGGCCGGGAAGAAUUGACAGGAAAAUUGAGUUUGGGAUGCCAGAUGCUGCUACAAAGAAGAAGAUAUUCGACAUCCAUACAUCGAAGAUGACACUGGAUGAAAGUGUGAACAUCGAAUCAUUGAUAACAAGUAAAGAAGACCUGAGCGGGGCAGACAUAAAGGCAAUCUGUACGGAAGCCGGGAUGAUAGCUUUGAGAGAAAGAAGAAAGACAGUUACCAUGAAAGAUUUCAUUUCAGCAAGGGAAAAAGUAUUUUUCUCAAAACAGAAAGUAAUUUCAGCUGGACUUUAUUCUUGA